Molecule: messenger RNA, 2714 nt
Organism: Toxoplasma gondii ME49
Lineage: Eukaryota; Apicomplexa; Conoidasida; Eucoccidiorida; Sarcocystidae
Gene: LRR1
Product: leucine-rich repeat protein LRR1
Exons: 10
Coding region: 1108-2217 (369 amino acids)
Molecular function (GO): protein binding
Source: RefSeq, a predicted model, not a curated record
AUCUUUUCUUCCUUUUUUCCUUGUUCUCUCUUUUUCUUCUCUUCGUUUUCGCCUUUCCUUCUCUUUUCUUUUUUCCUUCCCUUCCUGUUUUGUGUUUUUCCCCUUUUUCUCUCUUUUUUGUGUGCCUUCGCCAAACAGCCAAACGCGCAUGCAGACGACAUGGUUUUCGCGGCGGGUGGCGACAGAGGCUCGCGGCAAGGCUGUUUUUUUCGUAGAGGCGUUGUGGCCACUCUGUGUUCAGGCAGAUUUUUGCAUGUUGUCAAGGCAGGAAUUCCCUUGGAUUUUCGCUCCGUCGCUGCAUGCGGGGCGCCUCGCGAGUGCGUGUCGAUCCUAGACAGCGCGACGGUUAUCGGGGAAUUUCUCUUUUUCUCUCCCGCUCUUCUACGCAUCUAUCCUCUUUCUUCGUCGAAGCCUCGCCUUCUUUGCAUGCCUCUGUUUUCUCCCUCUUCCCCUCUCCUUCGACCGAAAACGCAACGCGGACGCUGCUCUUUGCGAGCCAGUUUCUUCCAGUCUUCGUCCCCGAAAGAAAAGCUGCAAUUCAAAGAUGCAAGUGCACACGCUUCAAGAAACUCUCCCAUGCACAUAUAGAGAUAUCAACAAAUUUUGUAUAUGUGUAUAUGUUUAUAUGUAUACGUAUUUAAGUAUGCGUAUCUGUAUGUGUGUAUGCGUAUGUGUAUGUAUGUUGUGCGUGCACACAGGUGUAGGUGUAGAGGUGUGUUGAUGUUCAUGGGCGACUGUAGCGUCGCUGAGGUCUGGGCUGUGUGUCUGUAUGUUGACUCGCUUUCUCUCUGGGACUCACGCGCGCGGUUUCCUCUAUUAAUGUCACUUUCUUCCUGAGGAGCAUUUGCGGCGUCUCUGUCAACACAGUUGAGACGAAACGCGCAAGUCCUCUCGCUCCUGGGGUCCUUCGUUUUGCCUGUGUUUCUUUCCUUCCUGUCUUUUCUCUUUCUUCUUUCUUCCCCCUCUCUUUCUGUUGGCUACUGCGUUCGCUUUUCGCCUUCCUGCUUUCGUGCGAACUCCGCUGCUGAGUCUCUCCUUAUCUGUGCCCUGAGUCCUCGAAUUCACCUUUGUCUCUCCUCACGUCGCUUCGAGUCUUCCAUCUGAACAAUGCCGGACGACACGAGGACAGCAGGACCCCCAGCCAGCGGCGGUGCUCCCCAGGAGAGCAGACAGGACCCCCCUGUGAGUCCAGGCGAAUCGGAGAGCGAAGGAGAAACGGGCAGCCCUGUGACGUACCUUCGACUCGGCGUUGACCUCGAACUCGAUCCGACAAGCGAUGCGAUCACGUACCAAACCUCCCGCAUUCACAAAAUCGAAAAUCUCCAAAUCUGUCCUCACCUCAAGAGACUCGCACUGAACGCGAACGACAUUGAAAAAAUCGAAAACUUGGAGUCGACGCCGGAGCUGGAAGAACUUGAACUCUACCAAAAUAGAGUUCGCAAGAUCGAGGGCCUCUCCACCCUCUCUCAUCUCAGAGUUCUCGAUUUGUCUUUCAACAAAGUCCGAAAAAUUGAGAAUUUGGAGACGGCGGUCAAACUCGUGAAACUUUAUCUCUCUAGCAACAAGAUUCAAGUGAUCGAAGGCCUGGAGACACUCACGAGGUUGGAACUCCUCGAACUCGGCAGCAACAGAAUUCGAGAAAUCCAAGGAAUCGCGACGCUCACGGAGCUCAAAGAACUGUGGCUCGGAAAAAAUAAAAUCACUGAAAUGAAGUUGCCUCCACUUCUCAACCUGCAGCGUCUGAGCAUCCAGUCCAAUCGCUUGACGCGCUGGAACGAUUCUCUCUUUUCUUCUUGUCCCAGUUUGGAGGAACUUUAUCUCUCUCACAACCGUCUCACAGGUGCUAUCCCGGAGGCCAUUGGAAAACUGAAAAAACUCAAGAUCCUCGAUCUUGGCGCCAACGCCGUGGACGACAUGCGUGCAGUCGCCCAGCUGCCCGAGCUGGAGGAACUCUGGAUCAACGACAACCACAUAUCGAGUUUGGAGGCUGUCAAGGCACUGAAGUCGAUGGAUUCUCUGCGAACGCUGUACCUCGAAGGCAACCCGAUUCACGCAAAUCUAGGUCCCAGCUACCGCCAAAACAUCGUGCAGAUUUUCCCCAAGUUGCAGCAGUUGGACGCUCUCCUCGUAAGCGAGACCGUCAACAUCAUUCAGCGUCCUCUCUCCGGCAAGGUCGGAGCAACAAAGCAGAAGUCCAUUAUGAAGCACAACGCUUAGAUCAGUGUGGACUCGUUCGCUUGGCCCUUCUGAAGAGAGAGAGAAACUACCUUCUGUUCCCCUCUGUUUUCGACCUACUUGCUGAUGAGGUGGCGGAGCGGCUGCCGCGUCUCGCUCCCUAUCGCCGCGGACAGCUUUCUGCCAAGCUGCGCGGGCGCAUCUCGAAACGCGUACACGGAGGUAUCUGCUUCUGUAGAGGAGGAUAUCUGCGCAUGUGUGUGGAUUUCAUCCUCGUAAUUUUAUCCGGAGAGAGAGCCUGUUGUGUCGUGUACAAGCGGAGCGUCUCUCUCGUUAACAGUCACCGCCACCAAUUCGGUUUUCAGAGGUCGACGACUCCACGUCUAGCGCUUUUUAGCGAAAACCUGCCGGACGAGUGCCGGUCCGGUGCCGCAUGCGUUCAGGGAAUUUUUUUCGACAGUGAAGGAUGUGUUGCUUUCCGUCUGAACAAAAUGUGUGAAGACCUCCGGAAAACAACCGAACAAAGGCUACCAGACCCG